AUGACCGGGCUCCUCUCUUCCCGCAUGCUUCCAGAACUGCCAGACUUCUCUCCCGAGCGAUCUGUCUCAAGCCCACAGGCUGCUUCUCCCAUGGACGAACUGCCAGACUUCUCUCCCGAGCCAUCUGUGCAAAGCCCAAAGGCUGCUUCUCCCAUGGACGAACUGCCAGAUUUCUCUCCCGAGCCAUCUGUGUCAAGCCCAAAGGCUGCUUCCCCCAUAGACGAACUGCCAGAUUUCUCUCCCGAGCCAUCUGUGUCAAGCCCAAAGGCUGCUUCCCCCAUAGACGAACUGCCAGACUUCUCUCCAGAGCCAUCUGUGUCGAGCCCAAAGGCUGCUUCUCCCAUGGACGUCCUAUCCAAGCCAUCUACAUCAUUUGGAACAGCAGCUACAGGACAGCAAUUUGUGGGCACCAUACCUAUACAGAUUUCCAAGUUCCUCAGCCUUCCAACUGUUAGAACCUUGAGGACAUGGCUCUCUGCUAUUGCCAUAAGACCUGGUUUGUUGCCUGCUGUACUUGAUCUCAUCAAAGAACAAACCAAAAAUUGGCCUUUAACAGAAAGAGCUUGUUGCUUGGUAUUUGAUGAAAUUUCUUUAAAAAGAAAUUUGCAAUAUGACCCUAAAGAAGAUGUUAUACAUGGGUAUGUUGACGAUGGGAGAGAAAGGACUGGCAGUGUAGCGAAUACUGCAAUGCUCGUGCUGCUAAGAGGAAUAGCCAAAAAAUGGGUUCAGCCUGUAGCUUUCUUAACAGGGGAUGGCACAGUUCGUUCAGGACCCUUUUUACUCUUACUUAAGCAGCUUAUCAGCAGACUAAAAUUAUGCAACCUCUUUGUAAAAGCACUAGUAUGUGACCAAGGUGGGAGCAAUUGUGUGGUUGCAAAAACACUCGGUGUAAGUCCUGAUAGGCCAUUCUUUGUCAUUGAAGAGACUAAAGUAUAUUUCAUUUUUGAUGUGCCUCACCUGCUAAAAUGCACAAGGAAUAACCUGCGGAAGCAUGACCUUCAAAUCGUUGCAGACAUUGUAUCUUGGAAGCACAUAAGAACAUUGUAUGAGUCUACCCACCACUUGAAGCUGAAGUAUGUUCCGAAGUUGACUGAUAAACAUAUAUACGAGAGCCCAUUUGGCAAUAUGAAAGUGAAGUUUGCUUCGCAGGCUUUUAGCAACAGUGUUUACCUAGCAAUUGAAGCUUUUGUAGCCUUCACUGUUCUUCCACCAGAGGCCACAAAAACAGCUGAAUUUGUCGAAAGAAUGGACCAGCUAUUUGACACAUCAAAUAGCUCAUGUGUCCAUAUCAGAGAAAGGAAGAUGAGGCACGCUAUCAGUGAACAAACUGAGCAUAUAAAUUUCCUAAAUUCCUGCAUUUCCUGGAUUAAAGGGACCGUCAACUGCCCAGAGCAUGAAACGAGAUGA
Molecule: messenger RNA, 1407 nt
Organism: Rhipicephalus sanguineus (brown dog tick)
Lineage: Eukaryota; Metazoa; Arthropoda; Arachnida; Ixodida; Ixodidae
Exons: 7
Coding region: 1-1407 (468 amino acids)
Source: RefSeq, a predicted model, not a curated record